AUGCAUGAUGGGAAGGAUGGGAACGGCAAGGCAUCUGCACCAGAAAGGCUCCACCGUGGCCGGAACUUCGGAGCCCCGGUACUAUGGCUUCUGGGGCUCAUACCACUGCUUGCGAGGAUGCUGCAUGCAAAGGUGAACCCAGCCCGAAGCUUCCAGUGCUGCUACUGUGCCUUCAUUGCGGUAAGUCUCUGUUGGAACCACUUCGAGGGGCACCGGAGCUUCUACCGCUGGUUUUCCUCUUCCAAGAUUGAGCCCAGCCAAAAAAGGGGUUUGGGACAUGCGGGGGAGCGGAUCUAUGGCCUGCUGCCGGCCCCCUGGUUGAGCCCCCUGCAGCACGACGCCGCGUGCGCGGCCUUGUGCUUUAGUCUCUUGGGCUCCUGCUUCUGUUGGGCUCCAAGGCUUUGCCUUGGAGUGGCCUUCCUGGCCUGGUUUUUUUACUACUCGCAGAUCUUCUGUGCAACCAAAGCCGGUGGUCAUGGGAGUACCUUGAUCCCAGGCACCCUGCUGAUGAUGGCUUUGUCACCAGCGAUCGAGGAUACCUACACGUGGAAGGAUUCAGUGGAGGACUGGUGGGCUUUGGACUUCAUCAAGCUGCAAGUGGCGGCGACCUACUGCGGCUCGGGCCUCUGCAAAAUUGCAGGCUCCCUCUACUUCCGACAGUUCUGGGGGAAUGGCACAACGCUGCAGGCCUACACCUUUGAUGCCAUGUGGUCAAGACCUGGUGGAGAAUUCACCUGGCAACUCCAGGCCAUAGCUGUCCAGUGCCCUCGGGCUCUGGUCCUGGCUGCGACUCUCUCGCUGCUCUUCGAAGUCUGCUUUCCGCUGGCUCUGAAGUCACAGGAGCUUGGUGCCGCUUUUGCCUGUGCCGCACUCGCCUUUCAUACAGGCGUCUACUUUCUCCAGGGCUUCGACUUCCUGUCUCAGUGGUGUCCGGUCAUCCUGCUCUUUGCCUUGCCAGGGGCCUCCUGGCAAAUGACCUGGGCGUCUCUGCAGGAAGGGGCCGCAAGCCUCGGCCUGGACUUGGGCCUCAGCCUCGCUUUCCUGUACACGGCUUGCAGCAUGUUCGUGUCCCUGACCAUGGUGGACGUCUGGUAUGGGGAAAUGCCCCGCUGGUGGUCCAUGACCGGCGUCCCCGAGCAAAGGGAGGCUGGUUUCAUGGACCCUUUAAUCUACUCUCCUGCCAACGCGAAGCACUACCUUCCCGAAGAGGACCUCCCCAAGUUCCCCUACAAGAUCCUGCAGUUUGGCUACUUAUCCCAGGUGCCCAAGGAGCUACAAAAGUUUGUGCGGCCAGAAUGCCUGCAGCACGAGGGCCCCAUGCUGCUCUUCGCCAAUUUCCCCGUCCCCAAGGAGCUCAAAGACGCUCUGGAGAAAAUGGUCCAUCUGAGCCUCCGAAGUUCCCCCAAGGAUGCCUGGGACUCGAAGAAGCUCCGGGAGAUGGUGGACUUGCAACGGCUCUGCCGGCUCCAUUUCGAGCGGGCAGAGCACCGCCUUUCGAAGAAGACCGACUGA
Molecule: messenger RNA, 1512 nt
Organism: Symbiodinium necroappetens
Lineage: Eukaryota; Dinophyceae; Suessiales; Symbiodiniaceae
Source: the annotation of a GenBank genome assembly